ACGAGGAAACUGGAUCCGCCACUGACAACAACACCAGCAAACACAAAGAUGACCCGGGGAAGCACGAGUCCCGGUAGGUGAAAUGCCGGUAACGGUGGCGGAGUGGAGAAGAUGCGGCGGCGGGGGCGCGCGCUGCUGGCGCGUGCUGAUGCUCGCCGCCACCGCGCUACUGAUGCUUGCGGAGAGAUCUGCGCUUGUUUACUGUAUCGGGUUCUACCUGUGGCAGGAUGAGUUGUGUUUGGCCGGACUGACCUUUGCCUUCCUGUUGCCGGGGUCACUGGUGCAGGUGUUGAGUUUCAGGUGGUACAGAGCCGACGGAGACACACGAAUUUGCCACAAUUUCGUCGUACACACACUGCACCUGGGCAUCUUCAAAAGGUUAUUGGACUGCAGCAUGGGCGAAUGGACGCAGUCGCACGCGCAGGAGGUGAUGCAUCACGCGGAUGCGUCUGCUCUGCGUCUCUUGGAGGUUCUUCUGAUGACCCUUCCGCAGACGUUCUUGCAGACGUACGUUCUCACUGCUCCCGGCUACGGUCUCUCGUCUCCAGUUGCUCUGUGUGCUGGUUUGUGUUUGCUCUCGUUGUCCUGGGCGUUGGUCCUGUACAGUCGGGCGUGUUGUCUCAUUCGUCCCGGGCAUUUGCAGAUGCCACCAGCUGCGCUCCUGUGCCAGCUGCUGUGGAGGGCAGGCACGUUAGCAGCACGCUUCACCAGCCUCGCCCUGUUCACCCGAACCUUCGGCUGCUGGGUCAUCGGUGUCAUGGCCUCUCAUUGGCUGAUCGGUGGGCUCUGGUUGGUCUCCCAGCAGACCGACAUAUAUGUGGGCAAAUGGUCGUGGCGUGUGUUUAACGUGAUUCUGGGAGGGGUCCAUGUGUUCCUGUUUCUCAAUGUAAAGGACGGACCCUCACGGUUCCGCAUGGCAGGAUUCUACACGGUAAUGCUGCUGGAGAAUGCAACACUGUUAUUGGCUGCUUCUGACAUCCUUACUGAUGCAUCAUGGGAUAGCCUGAUCGUAAACACUGCUGUCUUGUGCAGUUUUCUGUUUGGUUUGACCGCCCUUGUGUCGUACUACCGAUUUCUACAUCCCAAAUCCACCGAAAUCUCGCAGGGUUUGCAUCAGCAUGCGCACAUGGGCAGGGAAUGUCUCCAGCAGACCGAUUCUUCAUUCUCUCUUGGAGACAAAAGUCUUCCCCCCGCCCUUUUUCCGUCCUCUCACCCUUCCUGUUCCCUCUCCGGAAUUCCCGGAUCUCUCCUGGAGCACCCGGGGAGCUGCGGAGUAAAACCGGACGGCGAGUGUCGACACCAUCACUGGCUGCUGAUACGUCUCGCCCUGAAAACCGGCGACCCCACUAAGGUCAACGGGGUGUACGGUGCGGGGGGCUUGUCUGGGAUACUGGUGAUGGAUCAAAAAGCAGAUAUAAGCGAGGACGGGUGUGCGCUCACCUCUGACAGCAGGGACGAUACGCUGGCGCCGCUGUCCGACUGCAGGGAGGAGUUUGAGAGCGUGAGUGAAGCGCGAGCAGAGGAGGACGAAGACGACAGUCUGGAAAUGGAAAGCCCGUUGGAGUCGCCAGUCUCAGAGUGCAAGAGGAGCUCACCGGAGGGCAAGUCCGUGUUUGGGGACAGUCCCGAGCCGAACUACUGCCCCACCGAAUCAAGCUCCACCUUGUACUUCAGCGCAGACCCACAAUCCCCCAGCAGCUCCAGUAACCCACGCCUGGACCGCGAGAUGCACUUCAGCUUCGGUUCCGGGCUAGAAACUCUAGAUGAGCUGAGCCCCAUCUCCACAGACGGUGGGCUGCACAGGGAUCUCAUGAGGGGACUUCUUGAUCGAGCCGGGCCCUGCUACACGUCCUCGCCCGGACUGACCGGACAGGGGCUUCCAGAGAGUUCUGUAACCCACCUCAGAGGACCCCGCAGGCAGGUCGUUCUCUCCCGCAGGGUUUUAGAAGAGGACGCCGGGUUUUAACAGCAGAGCAGUGAAGCUAUUGGAGAUGCAGGACCCGUCUCUUGUGAAACGCGGGUGAAUUUAAAACUUUUUUAAAUGUAAAACUUUACUGUGAGAGAUUGUAAUAGAUUUUCCUCUGCCCAGAUUCAGGGAUGUAUGAAAAGAUGCGUGAAGAAUUGUCAUAAUCGAUAAUCAUUCAUGCGGAUUAUCGACUUCAUAAUCUGAUGCAUCGUGCAUUGCUGUGUUCUUGCAUACUUUCCCUCUAGAAUGUGAAACUUUAGUGAACUAAAUACACGAUUUUACCUGCAAUACAUCCCAUUUGAUUAUAGAGACCGAUAGAGCAUUUAGCAAUGACUGAUCGCUGUCAACGUGAACAGGCCAUUCAUUUAUACCAGAAAACUAGAAAAUGCAAGCAGCUUAUAAAAAUGCAAACCUUGAAACUUGAACCUAAUUAUUUAAGGCAUUAGAACUCUAUGAAAAGAUUCAGAUAUGGAAAAGUUUAAACUUGCAUAUUUUUUAUGUUUACAUUUUUUAAACGUUUGUUCUGUGUUUGUCUCGGUGCCUAUGUUCAGAAUGGAAUACCAGCGUACCGCGUCAUGCAUGCUUUUUAGUUUAUACUGUAUACUGUAUACUAAAUAAUAUGUGUCGGUACACAGUAUGGAGGGAUUAAAUAAAAAAACUUACUUUACGUUUGGCAAGUGGAUAGUGUAAUUAUGCAUAAAAACUCCAGGAGUUGCAUUUUCAUCUUCGCAAAAAUAGAAGGUCAGAUAGAGUGGUUUGCAUUGUGGGAUUCAGUCCACAUAGUGUGCACCAUAUGCUACAUCUUGAAAAUAGAGCAAAAUAUAUCUGCAAAACUCUUAGUACAAGAUGAUAGUAUGCCAUUCUGAACUCAAGCCCGCCUCUGUAAAAAUCGACAUGCUGUUGAUGUGACAAGCACAAUCCUUUCACAAGUUGCAGGCCUUAUGUCUCCGUUCUGUUAAACUUGUAUUCUGUCAGACUGUGAUGUAACUCUUUUGAAGGGCUGUAGUCUGAAUUAUUAUAUUUGGCAUAUAGUGCCUGAUACUGACAAUAGAUCAAACGUAAACUCAGAUAAUGAUCCGAUCUGUGAGUUUUUAAUAGCAAAUCAUUUCAUUUGGCUCUGUCCAUCAUCGUAUUAUUAUUAGCUCCUACUACGUCAGUCGUUUAUAUCAGUUGAAUGUCGUGAGAUGUGAUGCACUGUAUCUGCUGUACCACAUUUCCUGUGAUGUAUUUAUUUUUGCUGAAAUAGUGUAAUAAUCUUUCUGCAUUCAAAAACGCAACAGGUUAAACUUACGGUUUUUACUAACCCGUUCAAUAUCUAGUCUUAGAAGUACAGGGGUUAUGUAAAACAUCCAAAGAUAUUUAUUUAUUUAUUUAGCUGAUGCAUUACUAUCUUUAUAUGUUUCAGUGAAUAUCUUAACAUUUGUAAAUCUUGGUGGUUUUCACCGUUUGAAGUGCUCAAUGUGUGUUUGGUUUUUAAUAAGGCAUUAUGAGAGAGUGUAUUCUAUCCAAUAGUAGUUAUUGCAUGCUUUUGUAUAAAGGAAAUGUGUGCUUAAACAGAAGUGCUGUAUAUCUCCAAAAGGACUCUCUGUCAACAUUUGCAAUAAAGUCAAACUAUAAGCCAUGCGAUAAGUUAUGGAGAAGAUCAAUUCAGAAAGUCUAAUGUUUGCUUGCUUUUUCAGGGUGUGGAUUGUUCGCUCUUUACACAUUAGAUAUAUUUCUUGCCUGGAAAUAUAGUAAAUGUAUAAAUUAUUGUAAUGAU
Molecule: messenger RNA, 3725 nt
Organism: Triplophysa dalaica
Lineage: Eukaryota; Metazoa; Chordata; Actinopteri; Cypriniformes; Nemacheilidae
Gene: xkr5a
Product: XK related 5a
Exons: 7
Coding region: 83-1966 (627 amino acids)
Biological process (GO): apoptotic process involved in development; engulfment of apoptotic cell; phosphatidylserine exposure on apoptotic cell surface
Cellular component (GO): plasma membrane
Source: RefSeq, a predicted model, not a curated record